Molecule: messenger RNA, 1368 nt
Organism: Mercenaria mercenaria
Lineage: Eukaryota; Metazoa; Mollusca; Bivalvia; Venerida; Veneridae
Exons: 1
Coding region: 1-1368 (455 amino acids)
Biological process (GO): proteolysis
Molecular function (GO): aspartic-type endopeptidase activity
Source: RefSeq, a predicted model, not a curated record
AUGAACGACGUAGAUAUACACUUUUUGUUGGAUAGUGGGUCCACUGCAACCCUGAUAUCUAGAGAGACAUUCGAGACAUGUGGAGGAGAAGAAAUAUACCCACUGCAUAUGACAGAUAUCAACGUAAAUUCAGUUGAUGGAACAAACAUCACUAUGCAUGGCUUAAUAGAAGCGGACAUUGAUUCUGGAAGUUUUAAAGCACGAACCACUAUUAUAGUAUGUGACAUAUCUCUACCCGGACUAUUAGGACAGGACUUCAUUAUGAAAAACAUAGUUCAAUGGAAUCUGGAGAGAAUGGAACUUAAUACAAAAGAUGGAUAUGCAAUUCAAUGUCAAACAAUGGAGUCUAUUGAUAGAGUGUGUCGUGUAACUGUUGGAGGGGAAAUAGAGAUACCUGCUAAAACCUGCAUGCUGGUGCCAGUUAAAAUACCAAGCUCAGAAUUCUUACCAGAAGUCGCAUUUGUAGGUGAGAUGGAAACUCAUCAAUUGAAUGACAUGAAGGUCAUCAAAGGAAUACUGGACCCGCAUUGUAACGAAUUAUUUAUAGGGGUUAUAAACGAAACUGAAGAUACUUAUACAAUUAAAGAGGGUAAAGAAAUUGGUCGUUGUCAUCCAAUAUUUGAAGAUAGAUUUACAAUGGAUAGAGUCAAUGGAAAAUCGGAAAUGUGUUCAGUCGUGACAGACAAUUUUCACGGAAAUAUGAAGAAGUCUGCGCAAGAUUCUAUGCCAGAACACAUGAAAUCAAUGUUUGACUUAGGAAAAGAGCAUUUGGAGGAUGCUGAUAGAGAGAAGUUUGCAACCUUACUAAGUAAUUACCAGGACGUUUUUGCAAAAGAUUCAGGCGAUCUAGGAUGCACCAACAUGGUGAAACAUAAAAUAAACACAAGGGACUCGUAUCCAAUUCGGCAACCAGCAAGGAGGCAACCAUAUGGGAAACGCGAAACUGAGAAGGAGGAGGUAGAAAAGAUGUUAGAAAAAGGUGUUAUAGAGCCAUCCAAUAGUCCUUGGUCAUCUCCCGUAGUGUUGGUCUCAAAGAAAGACGAUUCUACUAGGUUUUGUAUCGACUACCGUAAACUUAAUGAAGUGACAGUCCAAGAUGCUUACCCCAUACCCAGAGUCGAUGAUUGCCUUGAUGCCUUGUCAGGAUCUAAAUGGUUCAAUACGAUGGAUCUCUGUAGCGGAUUCUGGCAAAUAGAGAGGGAGGAAGAUGACAAGUUGAAAACAGCUUUCUCAACAAGUGGGCAAGGACUGUUUCACUUCCGGGUCAUGCCUUUUGGGCUUGUAAAUCCCUCCACCCACCUUUCAAAGGCUAAUGGAAACCGUUCUAAGAGGGAUACAAUGGGUCGAGUCUUUAUUAUAUAUGGAUGA